ACUCGGGAUGUUUCUGCCUCAGCUGCUCGCUGCUCCCCUUCGCGUCAUUUGUUUUGCGACCAGGCUUAAGGGGCCUCGACUAGUAGGUGCCCUCCAGUGCGCCUGAACACAGCUCUGCCUGAGGAAACGCUUCCGAACCGAACCAUGUCAUGUUUCAUAGGAGAUAUAAACUUCUGUCCUGAGUGUGGUAAUAUCCUCCCAAUCCCUCAGGUUCAGAGUGUCAUUACGUGUCCUCGGUGCUCGUUCAAAAUCCCGGUCCACGAAUUUAAUGGGCAGGUGAUCAAGUCAUCAGUGGUGUUCAAUUCUCUGGUGCAGAGUUGCUCUACUGUAGACAGUGAAGAGGACUCUGAACUAAAAGGCCCUGUGGUUGACAGGAAGUGUUCACGCUGCAAUAAAGAGGGAAUGGUCUACCACACCAGACAAAUGAGAUCAGCAGAUGAAGGCCAGACUGUGUUUUUCACGUGUAUACAUUGCAGGCACCAAGAGAAGGAGGAUUCAUGAGAGAGGUUUUCAUUGCCAUUUAAAAAAAUUUUUUUUUUUUUAGUUAUUGGCAUUGUGGAGAGCGUACUUGCACUGAGUGUACUGGUAAAAACCGCUCAGAUGUAAAAUCCAGCUGGAUAUACACACUGGGAUUCUUUUCGCAGAGCACAAUGACCUUGUAUUAAAAAGAAAACUGUUUUAGAAGAAUAAAAUUAUGUAAGAAGUA
This is a messenger RNA of Pygocentrus nattereri (red-bellied piranha), 706 nucleotides long. It is a transcript of the gene polr1h, whose product is annotated as RNA polymerase I subunit H. NCBI's taxonomy places the organism in Eukaryota, Metazoa, Chordata, Actinopteri, Characiformes, Serrasalmidae. Gene Ontology annotation, biological process: DNA-templated transcription; termination of RNA polymerase I transcription. The transcript is spliced from 5 exons. Gene Ontology annotation, cellular component: RNA polymerase I complex. Gene Ontology annotation, molecular function: zinc ion binding; nucleic acid binding; DNA-directed RNA polymerase activity. The record is from RefSeq and is a predicted model, not a curated record. The coding region runs from base 145 to 501 and encodes 118 amino acids.